This is a messenger RNA of Mercurialis annua (annual mercury), 1078 nucleotides long. RefSeq names its product lipid transfer protein EARLI 1-like. Lineage: Eukaryota; Viridiplantae; Streptophyta; Magnoliopsida; Malpighiales; Euphorbiaceae. The transcript has a single exon. Bases 110 to 901 code for a protein of 263 amino acids. The record is from RefSeq and is a predicted model, not a curated record.
AUCUCCAUUUAUAAAAUCCCUAACCCUCAGUGCCAAUUCUCAUCACCCCUCGAAGCAAAUAAAAAGUUUUAUCUGAAAAUAAAACAAACCCCAUCAAAUUAUUUUAGAUAUGGCUUUAAGAGUUGUAGCUUAUGGGGCACUCCUCUUCUCCCUCAAUCUUCUCUUUUUCACUUUGGUUAACUCUACCUAUACGCCUGACUACACUAGUCAGUCUACAUCAGAAUCAAAAGACUAUACAUCUGAGUACACUAGUAAACCAUCAUCAGCAACACCAAAGUCAAGAGAAUAUGCACCAGACUAUACUAACAACCCAUCAUCAACAACUUUUAAGAAAAAAGACUAUACGCCUGACUACACUAGCAAACCAUCAUCAACAUCAAAGCCAAUACACUAUGCACCUGACUAUAGCCAAUCCUCAUCAGAAACACAAAAGCCAAUAGACUAUACACCUACCUACACUAGCCAUCCAUCAUCAACGCCCGAGCCAGUAGAAUAUGCACCUGAUUAUACAAGCAAUCCAUCAUCAGCAACACCAAAGCCAAUGGACUCUACGCCUGACUACUCAAGUCACCCAUCAUCAACAACGUCAGAGCCAAUGAACUAUGAACCCAACUAUUCUAGCCACUCGUAUGCCCAACCUGCUAAAUGCCCAAGGGAUACCCUUAAAUUAGGUAUAUGUGUCAACUUAUUGAAAAGUUUGUUGGGUGUUACAGUUGGUACUCCACCACAUACUCCUUGUUGUAGUCUUAUUGGUGAUCUUGUUGAUCUUGAAGCUGCUGUUUGCCUUUGCACAACUAUUAAAUCUAGUCUUUUGGGAAUUAAUUUGACACUUCCAGUUGACCUGAGCUUGUUGCUCAACUAUUGUGGCAAACAGUUGCCGGAAGGAUUUCAAUGUGCCUAAGUUAACUUUUUCUUUCGAGUGUGUUUGUUGGUUAAUUAUGCCAUAAGUUCAUUUAGUUUUCAUUUUGUUUCCGGUGAUAGAUUGAAGCAUCUUCUCUAUCCAUUUUAAAAUUAUUAUCUUUUACUCAAUUGAAUUGUAUGCCUUUUGAUUUAUGAAUGAAUUCUAUUUUUGAUUAAA